AUGUCCACCGCUGCCUCUGCGCUCCGGCCGGCGCCGCGGUGGGGUGCGCCGUCGCAGCGCCGGCUCGUUGAGCAGCACCUGGCGUCACUGCCCCACGGCCUCCAGCGCCUCCGCCACGUGCAGGAGCUCCACGCGCAGCUCCUCAAGCACGGUAUCCACCUCGACCCGCUCACCGCCUCCAAGCUUAUCUCCUCAUACGCGCUCCAGCGCCGCCUCCCGGCAUCCCGCCUCGUCUUCGCCUCCUUCCCCAAUCGUCACGCCACCACCUUCCUCCCGAACACCCUUCUCCGCGCCUACGCGCUGAAUGCCCUGCCCCACGCCGCGGUCUCUGUCUUCUCCGCCAUGCCCCAGCGGGACAGCUUCACCUACUCCUUCCUCAUCAAGGCGCUCUCCUCCGCGGGCUUGAACCCCCUCAGAGCGGUGCACUCCCACGUCGUUAAACUCGGGUCCAUCGAGGACACCUAUGUCGGGAACGCGCUGAUCGACGCCUACUCCAAGAACGGCGGGUUUUUGGACGCCAGCAAGGUGUUCGAGGAAAUGCCUAGACGGGAUACUGUAUCCUGGAACUCGGCCAUGGCUGCGAUGGUGCGACAGGGGGAGCUGGCAAGUGCGAGGAGGAUGUUUGACGAGAUGCCGGAGAAGGAUACGGUAAGCUGGAACACCGUGCUGGACGGGUACACCAAGGCUGGGAAGAUGGAGGAGGCGUUCGAGCUGUUUCAGUGCAUGCCAGAGAGGAAUGUGGUGUCGUGGUCGACGGUGGUGUCUGGUUACUGUAAGAAGGGUGACAUGGAGAUGGCUCGAGUGAUCUUUGAUAAGAUGCCAACCAAGAACUUGGUAACGUGGACGAUAAUGGUCUCGGCAUGUGCCCAGAAUGGGCUUGUUGAGGAGGCUGGACGGUUGUUUACUCAGAUGAAGGAAGCUGCUGUGGAACUUGAUGUGGCUGCGGUUGUGAGUAUCUUGGCUGCAUGUGCAGAGUCAGGCUCGCUUGCUCUUGGGAAGAGGAUUCACCGGUACGUGCGGACAAGGCAACUGGGGAGGUCGACCCAUGUGUGCAAUGCAAUGAUUGACAUGUUUUGCAAGUGUGGAUGCGUAAACCGGGCUGAUUAUGUCUUUGACACUGAAAUAGCUGAGAAGGAUUCAGUGUCAUGGAACACCAUAAUUGGGGGAUUUGCGAUGCAUGGGCAUGGAGACAAGGCGCUGGACUUCUUUGCCCAAAUGAAGCUACAAGGGUUCCGUCCUGAUGCUGUGACAAUGAUCAACGUUCUUAGUGCAUGCACACACAUGGGGUUUGUGGAAGAGGGACGCCGGUAUUUCUCCAAUAUGGAGAGGGACUAUGGCAUUGUGCCACAGAUAGAGCAUUAUGGCUGCAUGAUUGACCUUCUUGGUCGUGGAGGGCUCAUCGAGGAGGCUGUUGACCUGAUAAAAAGCAUGCCUUGGGACCCUAAUGAGGUAAUAUGGGGAGGCUGGGCAGUGGAGUGA
Triticum turgidum subsp. durum (durum wheat) is the source of this 1479-nucleotide messenger RNA. NCBI's taxonomy places the organism in Eukaryota, Viridiplantae, Streptophyta, Magnoliopsida, Poales, Poaceae. The record is from the annotation of a GenBank genome assembly.